AUGCCUGAAUCAUCUUCGUUGCCGGCUAACAACAGUCAUGGCAAGAAUGACUCCAACUUAAAGCAUAGUACUUUCGAGAGAAAGGACGAGAUGGUGCCUCUAACUGAGAAAGAAAUUAGGAGUCUAACCAUUCCAGCACUGAAAGACGAACUUGCUAAAAGGAAUCUAUCAAAAAAGGGAAACAAACAAACUUUGGUCUCCCGAUUGAAGUCAUCUUUUCAAAGUACCCGCCAGAAAACGAGUGCAGUUUCUGAUCAAACGGAUACUUCGCUACUGUAUAAGGCAAGAGACGAAACCAACAACUUAGAGAAUUGCCCAUGCUUACCACUUCUAUUAGAUUUACAGAAUGAAGUGAAAGAGCUAAUUCUUCGCGGCAAAUUUUGCCUAACCUGACUUUUAAUUGUGAGCUGACAAAGCUUCAAGAUGAGAACAACGCCUUAAAACAGAGACUUCAUGACGUGGAAGACCCCUACUACUCUUUA
Molecule: messenger RNA, 482 nt
Organism: Pocillopora meandrina
Lineage: Eukaryota; Metazoa; Cnidaria; Anthozoa; Scleractinia; Pocilloporidae
Source: the annotation of a GenBank genome assembly